AUAACACCCACUAAUACAGAGUAUUCUUCUGGCAGCGGCAUGUUUGGCUCUGGUACACAUUAUAUCUCUUACACAGCUACAGAUGGAGCAGGAAACCAGGCUUCGUGUUCCUUCACAAUCACUGUUACAUUUCCAUGUGGAAGUAAUCCAUGCUUUCAUGGAGCCACCUGCCAGCUUCAACAACCAACAUACGUCUGUGUCUGUCCAAAUGGAUUCAGUGGCCUACUUUGUCAGACUGAUGACAAAGCACCCUCAGUAACAGGUUGUCCUGACCCUAUCAAAGUCAACCUGCAACAAGGCAAUAGUGAUGUGGUCGUCACAUGGACUGAGCCAUCAACUUCUGAAACCGUUGGAGUAUCACAAACUAAGACCCACCAACCAGGAUAUGGAUUCACAAUUGGAGUUACCGCAGUGCAAUACACCUUCACUGAUCAGGCCGGCAAUGCAGCGUUCUGUACAUUUAAUGUCACAGUGUCAGCUCUACCCAUGCUAAGCCAGCCCCCCAUGGUAACUGUUAAACCUACAUCAGCUACAGUCACCUGGCAGGCAUGGAAUGUUAUCAUGGAUACAGGAGAUGGACCAAUCAUUGCAUACAUAGUCUAUUUCACACCUAUGGAAGACUCCAAUUGGGUAUCUGCUGGAAACAUUACAGACACAACUCAAGCUACAUACAGCUUCCUGGUUGAAAACUUAGAGCCAGGCACGGAGUACAGCUUCAGUGUAGCUGCAGUGAGAGAUGGUCUAGGAGGGGAAGGACCAAGGAGUCCUUCAACCAGGAUACAUACCCUGAUACCAACUACCCCAAGAUCUACAACACCAGGGCAAACAACCGGUGAAAGUAAUGGAACUAACCAGGAUGUAGUAGUUGUGGUUGUGGUUGUCAUGGUGAUCCUUCUUCUGAUUGUCAUGGUCAUCCUUACCUAUAUCCUAAUCAAAAGACACCGUGGAAGUAAACCUAUGGAUGUUUCAACAAAUGACCUGCAUGGCAAGUUUGAAAGCAGCAAUAACUUGACCAUGAUCAACUCGGUAGAGAACCCAAUGAUAGCAAUGGACACAGUCACCCAAAAUGGAAACAAUACGCCCGAGCCUCAGCAGCGCCCAACCUCAAGUGCCAGCCAGAUGUCAGCUCUAGAAGGCACUCAUCAAUUUUCUGGCCUGCCAUUCAAGCCAUCUGGUGACAUUGGAGAGAGGGAAGCUCGUCCCCUGCCUAUUCCACUGAAGGAUUUCGUAGAGUAUGUUCAUACCUGCAUACGCACUGGCAAGCUCAGAGAUGAAUGGGCGUCUCUUCCUGGAACGGAUGCCAUGUACGCUUGUGAUGUGUCACAGAGACCGAACAACAAGGUCAAGAAUCGCUACAGAAACAUCCCUGCAUAUGAUCAUUGUCGUGUUGUCUUAGAGAAGAUAGAUGAUGACCCCGAUUCUGAUUACAUUAACGCCAGUUAUAUCAAGGGAUACUUGAAGGACAAAGCCUACAUAGCAACUCAAGGCCCUAAUCCAGCUACAGUUCAAGACUUCUGGCGCAUGGUGUGGCAAGAAAAUGUGGCAGUCAUAGUCAUUAGCGCUAAUCUUGUUGAGGAUGGGAAGUCCAAAUGUGUGAAGUACUGGCCAGACAAGGGUGAACCUGAAACCUUUGGAAAUAUGUAUAUUGAGCUGGAGGACGAGCAAAAGAAAGGGGAAUAUGUAGUGAGGACAAUGAGAGUCGCAAACAUGAUUAAACAAGAAGCUCCACGGAAAAUCGUCCAGUAUCACUACAUUCAAUGGCCUGACAAGGAUGUGCCCAAAGAUGUUACACCAGUGCUGAGAUUCAUCAAGGAGUUCAGUGAUGCUUCACCAAAAGACUCUGGACCCUUCUUGGUCCACUGCAGUGCUGGAGUUGGCAGGACAGGUGCAGUUACAGCCAUUCAUGCUUCACUGAAGAGAGCUCUGAGUGAAAAAAGUGUGGAUGUGUACAACUUUGUGUCAGACAUGAGGGAUCAUCGUAACAACACAGUGCAGACACCAGCACAGUAUGUCUUCAUCCACCUCGCACUGCUUGAAGCCUUAUUUGCCACGGACACAAAAAUCCCAGAAUCGGAUUUCAAGAAGAAACUAUCAGGGCUCAAGAAGAAGAACAAGAUGGCUGAUGAGUUCAAUAGACUGGAAAUUAUCACCCCUGUGCCUGCCCCAGAAAGAUGUCGACACAGUUUGGCUGCCCUGAAUGAGAACAAAAACAGGUUUUCUAGCACCAUCUUUACUGAAGCUGUUCGCCCUUAUCUGAUGACACCAAGGGAUGAUGGCAUCGAGUAUAACUACAUCAACGCUUCAUUCAUAGAGGGUUUCAAGGCAAGGGAUGUGUUUGUUGUUACCCAGGCUCCUCUGCCAAACACAGUGAUCGAUUUAUGGAGACUGAUUUACGACUAUGAGCUGACAAGUAUGGUGAUGCUCAACCCGAAUAAUCCCAAAGACGAAGAAUGUCCCCAAUUCUGGCCGAGUUCUGGCAGCAAGGACUAUGGCCCAUUCACCGUCACAAAUGUCCUUUCAUCAAGACACACUGGGUACAUUGUCAGUUAUCUUCAGUUAACCCAUAGACGACAACAGAGGCAGCGCAACUUCAGACAUUAUCAGUUCACUGAUUGGCCAGAAGAGGAGGAAACCCCAAAAUCUCCCAAUUCACUCCUUCGUCUAAUCCUUGCGGUUGAGAAAGAUAAAGAGGAUGAGAAACAAUCGCCAAUACUAGUCCAAUGCAUUGACGGCCUUGGACGUACUGGGGUUUUCUGUACCCUUAAGAACUCGCUGGACAGGCUGCGAAUGGAGAGCAAUGUAGACAUCAUGCAGACAAUCAAGGUCUUAAGACUUAAUCGUCCAAACAUGGUCGCAACACUGGCACUGUAUCGGUUCUGCUAUGAGGCCAUGGGAGCAUACAUAGACGAUCCUGACAAGUUUGCCGAGGAGGACAAAGGACCUGAGGCAAUCUAUGAGAACAUGCCUGGGGAUCAGGCUGCUGAAACCAUGUCCAAAGAAGAGAACAUUUACCAGAAUCUCGGCAGCAGCGACGCAUAAGGAGGUGC
Molecule: messenger RNA, 3047 nt
Organism: Asterias rubens (European starfish)
Lineage: Eukaryota; Metazoa; Echinodermata; Asteroidea; Forcipulatida; Asteriidae
Product: receptor-type tyrosine-protein phosphatase alpha-like
Exons: 22
Coding region: 40-3039 (999 amino acids)
Biological process (GO): protein dephosphorylation
Molecular function (GO): protein binding; protein tyrosine phosphatase activity
Source: RefSeq, a predicted model, not a curated record